This is a messenger RNA of Phytophthora sojae, 1569 nucleotides long. RefSeq lists its product as hypothetical. The transcript is spliced from 3 exons. Gene Ontology annotation, cellular component: cilium; intraciliary transport particle B; centriole. NCBI's taxonomy places the organism in Eukaryota, Oomycota, Peronosporomycetes, Peronosporales, Peronosporaceae. The coding region runs from base 1 to 1569 and encodes 522 amino acids. The record is from RefSeq and is a predicted model, not a curated record. Gene Ontology annotation, biological process: cilium assembly; intraciliary transport.
AUGGAAGGCCAGGAUGACGCGCGCGGCGCCGCGGUGGGCAAGUCGGCCACGGUGCUGUUCGACGCGUCCAAGAAGGAGCAGUUCUACCCGACGAGCGGUCUCAAGAAGCUCGCGCGCAAGCUCAAGCCGCUGUGCCGCGUGGACGUCAACAAGGACGACCUGUCCCGGGACCGGAUAAAGGACGCGAGCGUGCUGGUCUUCGCCGGCGUGCGCGAGCGCUUCAGCUCCACCGAGUUCGCCACGCUCAAGGACUUUCUCAACGGAGGCGGCAGCAUCCUGCUCAUGCUGGGCGAGGGCGGCGAGCAGACGUUCGACACCAACCUCAACGGCUGGCUCAAGGACUUUGGCAUAUUCGUGAACCCGGACGCAGUCAUCCGGACGGUAUAUCACAAGUAUCACCACCCGAAGGAGGUGCUCAUCUCGAGCGGCGUCGUAAACAGAGAGCUAGCGCGCAUGGUGAACGAGCUGUACGGCAGGAAGGAUUUACUGGCGUCGGGGCGUGAUUCGAUGGUCAAACCGACGGGUCCGGGUGGUGCGCUGGAAAAGGACCAGAAGGGCCUCACUUUCGUAUACCCUUACGGAGCGACGCUGACAGUGAAGAAGCCAGCAGCUCCGCUUCUGUCUUCGGGCUUCAUAUCGUAUCCGGUGAACAGACCAGUCGUUGCUGCGUGGCAAGAAGGCGGCGUUGCAACACCCGCGUCGAAGUCAAAAUCAGGGAGGCUGGUCGUAUUCGGCUCAGCGCAGUGCUUUGUGGAUGAAUGGAUCGACAAGGAAGAGAACUCAAAGCUCCAGGAAAUUAUUUUCCGAUGGUUGCUCAAAGAUAAGGGCAUCACGCUUAACCCCCAGGACGCCGAAGACCCGGAUCUGAACGAGUACGUCCGGUUACCUGACACACAAGCACUCAGCGACCGAUUGCGAUCCUGUAUGCAAGAGAGCGAGGAGCUUCCAAAGGACUUCACGAGGCUUUUCGACGACUCGCUCUUCAAGUUCGACACGUCUCUCAUUCCCGAAGCUGUAAAUCUUUAUCGAGAGCUUGGUGUCAAGCACGAGCCUCUCACACUUAUCCCUCCGCAGUUUGAAUGCCCACUGCCACCGCUCAAGUCUGCAGUAUUUCCGCCCGCAUUGCGUGAGCCGCCUCCGCCAGCACUGGACCAAUUCGAUCUCGACGAGCACUUCGCUAGCGAGUCCCUGCGGCUCGCGCAGCUUACGAACAAAUGCUCCGAUGACGACCUGGAGUACUACGUGCGCGAGAGCGCCGAUAUCCUUGGCAUCCUGCCGCGGCUCGAUCCAGAGCGCAGCGAUGCCAAGCACGUCCUCGAGUUUAUCUUUCAGAAAAUCGUCAACUUCAAGAAGCUCAACCAAGACACGGCCCCUGUUGUCGUUGGCUCCAGCGGCCUGAACACAAACACGAACGUGGAGAGCACAGGUAACUUAGCAUCUACACGGGCGUCGUCCCUGGCCAACCUCGCAGAAUCCAAGGAGUCGAAGCAGUCGACGCCGCCGCCAAGCAGCUUUCGAAACCGGUUGGAUGAUGACGAUGAAGACGACGGUAAGGCCUCCUCGCCGUAA